UGGAUCAGAAAUCCAAAUCCGUUUGUCAGCUCCGCCCUCUCCAUCAGUCGCCUAACUGGAUUCCCAGCUUUCGCUACUGCUGACCCGCCUCCCGCGAUGAUGGUAGCCUCCGCCUCCUCGAUUCACGCUGCUCCAGCAACCACGCCGCAGGUCUCCGCCGCCGCCUUCGCCGCUUCUUCCUCCUCUCGCAGACAGCUUGCUUCCGCCUCCUUUCCACUUCCAUCGAGGCCCACGAAACGUCUUCUCUUCCCCGACAAGGGAUUGGCGUUCCGCCGAGACCACCCUAUCACUGCGAAGGUCAAAUUGAAUGAGGUUGUUGGUGGAUCCGCCAACGAUGCAGCAUCGCCUGAGAACAAGGCAGAAAUAUCAGCACCAAAAGGGAAGGAUGUGAAAGAUGAACAAUUUUCACUACCUUCGGCUCCAAUGUCAGAGAAGGCCACAGCUGAGUUUAUGUCUCAAGUCAUAAACCUAGUGAAACUUGUUGACUCAAGGGACAUUUCUGAACUGCAGCUGAAGCAAAAUAAUUGUGAGCUUAUCAUUCGGAAAAAGGAGGCUUUGCCUCGGUCUCAACCAGCACAAGUUGUUAUGAUGCAACCCCCUGUGCCUGCUUUAUCAGCAGUUCCACAAGCAUCUCCUGUCACUGCUCUGCCUUCACCUUCUCCUGCAUCACCGGCACCUCCUAUGCCUGCAUCUACCCCUAAGGCUUUAAAGACAUCGCAUCCUCCACUUAAGAGUCCUAUGGCAGGGACAUUUUACAGAAGCCCUGGUCCAGGACUGCCUUCUUUUGUUAAAAUUGGUGAUAAAAUCAACAAGGGACAAGUACUCUGCAUUAUUGAAGCUAUGAAGCUGAUGAAUGAAAUUGAAGCUGAUCAGGCUGGAACAAUUGUUGAAAUAUUGAUUGAAGAUGGCAAACCUGUGGGUGUAGAACAGCCAAUUUUUGUAAUUGAACCUUAAAGUUGCAACAUACCGGGCUAUGGUAGCUCAAAUCAGUUUUUGUCCUUUUUAGUUUCUUCCUGCGCUGGUGACAGGUAACUUUGCUGAGAUGGUGAUACUUGAUCGAGUGCUUUAGCCUUUAGUCACAGAAAUGUUUUUCCCCUUCAAAAUGCAAUAAAAUAAUCGUGUUAUCUUUGUAUCAAGUUAACAUCAAAUUAACCUUUGAGACUUUGGAAUUGAACCAUAUCCUCUUUUUUUUUUUUUUAAAUAUCUUUUUGACUACUUUUUAUUGUAGUAACCCAUUUGAAUGUUAAUCU
This is a messenger RNA of Zingiber officinale, 1250 nucleotides long. RefSeq names its product biotin carboxyl carrier protein of acetyl-CoA carboxylase 1, chloroplastic-like. Gene Ontology annotation, molecular function: acetyl-CoA carboxylase activity. Gene Ontology annotation, cellular component: acetyl-CoA carboxylase complex. Gene Ontology annotation, biological process: fatty acid biosynthetic process. Lineage: Eukaryota; Viridiplantae; Streptophyta; Magnoliopsida; Zingiberales; Zingiberaceae. The transcript is spliced from 7 exons. Bases 97 to 954 code for a protein of 285 amino acids. The record is from RefSeq and is a predicted model, not a curated record.